Rosa chinensis is the source of this 3083-nucleotide messenger RNA. Its product is annotated as cytochrome P450 704C1. NCBI's taxonomy places the organism in Eukaryota, Viridiplantae, Streptophyta, Magnoliopsida, Rosales, Rosaceae. The transcript is spliced from 8 exons. The record is from RefSeq and is a predicted model, not a curated record. Gene Ontology annotation, molecular function: heme binding; iron ion binding; monooxygenase activity. The coding region runs from base 1377 to 2954 and encodes 525 amino acids.
CGUAAAUCACAGUAAUGACAAUCAUGGAGGUUGGUUGAGAAUCACAGUAUUAUGUGAAAUUGCUGUUGAUAUAUUGGAGGUAGCCACAAGCUGUGUUCUUCACUUGGUCAUGAAGUUUUUAUUCUCUGAAAAUUUAGCCAGGGGAUAUGGUGGCAACCUUAUGCCAUGGGCAGCUUGAAAUCAAUAUGGGAUGAUGACGCAGAACAGACUUGGCCAAAAAUAUGGGUAGACGAGAAUGACAUUUCUAACGUGAAAACAUUUUCAAAUUCACAGCCUCCUAGAGUCCCACUGUCCCAGGUAAGAAAAAAUUGUUGAUACACACUCUGGAAAAACUUAUUGAAGAGAUUAUGUGAUUACAUAGGUACGCCCAAGAAUAUAUCUAGGAAAGGAAAUUUGCUUAUAUGGCAGAUGAAUGUACUUUCUGCUGUCUUCAUAUUGAAGCUGAGUGAUGAAAAAAAAGUAAUCAGUUACAGUGAUCACUCUCCAUAUGACGGGGACCUUCAUUUGCAGGCCUCUCCAAGAUUAGGGUAGGCAAAUGUGAAAUUAAGACCUUAGACUGCUCCCUUGGACCUUUUUAUACUUGGCAAAAUAGUGAAAGCUGAAAAGGGUGAUGAAAGCUUUAAUGAAAGCAAUAAUUUCGGUGUGUUGGGAUCAAAGAUAAAUACUCUCUGUACUCAAACUCACAUACACACAAUAAGUUAAAGAAGUUAGCUAGCCUCAAUUAUAGGUUUGAACGUACAAUUGUUUUUUUUCUUUCUUUUCCCUUUUGUUCUUUCUUCUUCUUCUCCUCUUUUUAGGCGGUUGGGAGUGGUGGACAAACAAUUAAAGAGAGAGAAAUUAGUCCUAUUUUUGAUCUAUUUUCCCCAAUUAUUGGAACCUCCAAACCAUGCCAAAACUUGUGGGUUUAAUGAAAGAAAAUUAUUAGUGAAAGAAAGUGGGAUAAAAAUGCAGUGGUCUUGAGUCUGCUGAAUACUGAAGCUAGUGCUAAUCUUGCUAGAAGGCAUUGGCUUCGCUAAAUCACAGUAAUGAGAAACUACUAGUUUGCUUUGGCUUAGACGUUAAGCCCCAUUACCACUGUUUUUCAAGCACCCUUAGCUAUUAUUACCACAUUCUCUAAAUCCGCUGGAAUAAGACCUCUGUGAUCGAAGUUUGGCCAGCCAUGCCAUUCAUUUCUCUCCAAUUUUCUACAACGGACCAAGAAAUUCAGUGCCAUAAUCAGUCUUGAUCCUCAGUUAUUGGAGUGGAGCGUUGUUCAGUUUGUUGUUCAGACCCCAUAUUUAAUUUGGGAUAGUGAGAGUUGGCAGAAACAGAAAAAAAUCUCUCUGUCUCUCUACAUAUUAUACCCUAAACCUGGAACUACAAUCUUCAUUAUCCUUAUGAGUGUCAUGGAUUUUGUUUCCACUGCAAUAGCAUUAAGUUUAGCAGUAACUUUAGCUACGCUUGUGAUUAGACACCAUGCCGGAAGAUUGCGUGCGAAGAAAAAAAGUUACCAUCCUGUUGCUGGAACUGUCUUGAACCAACUCUUCAACUUUCCUAGGCUGCAUCAUUACAUGACUGAGCUUGCAUGCAGAUACAAAACUUACAGAUUGCUUGACUUGUCCAGAAGUGCAGUUUACACCGUAGAUCCUGCAAAUGUGGAAUACAUGCUCAAAACAAACUUUGCAAAUUACGGAAAGGGGUUAUACAUGCAUAGCAUUUUGUCAGAUGUUCUCGGUAAUGGGAUCUUUGCUGUGGAUGGGGGAAAAUGGCGCCAUCAGAGGAAGGCAUUGAGUUCCGAAUUUUCAACCAAAAUGCUGAGAGACUUCAGCAGUGCAGUCUUCAAACUUGGUGCAGUUAAACUUGCUCGCGUAAUUGCAACCUGUGACCAAGCAAUAGAGAUCCAAGAUUUGUUGAUGAAAUCAUCCUUGGAUUCAAUCAUUAAGAUUCUACUUGGUAUCGAGCUAGACAGCCUGAGUGGAACAAAUGAAGAAGGUAACCGGUUUUCCAUUGCUUUUGAUCAAGCAAACGAAACUACCAUGUUUCGGUUUGUUGAUAUCUUCUGGAAGAUCAAACGGUUCUUAAACAUCGGUAGGGAAGCAGUGCUAAGGGAAAAUAGUAGUGUGAUAGAUCAAUUUGUGUACAAAUUAAUCAAAAGCAAGAUUGAGAUAAUGCAUCAUUUAGAAGACAAACAAUCUUUAAUAACGAAAAGAGACUUUGUUUCAAGACUUUUGGAUUCGAAUGAGACUGAUCCAAAGUACUUAAGAGACAUGGUCCUCAGUUUUAUGGUUGCUGGAAAAGACUCACUGGCUGUCACUCCUUCAUGGUUUCUUUAUAUGAUGUGCAAGCAUCUUCAAAUACAAGAAAAGAUUGCACAGGAAGUUAGAGAAGUAAUAAAUCUGAAAGACAAUUCAAGUGUUGAUGAGCUUGCAGCAAGCCUUACUGAUGAAGCCCUUAAGAAAAUGCAAUAUCUCCAUGCGGCUUUGACUGAAACAAUCAGACUUUAUCCUGCAGUUCCAAUGGAUGCGAAAAUGUGUUUUUCUGAUGAUACUUGGCCAGAUGGGUUAAGUGUCAAAAAAGGGGAUGUGAUUGUUUACCAACCUUAUGCAAUGGGCCGGAUGAAAUUUUUAUGGGGUGAUGAUGCAGAAGAGUUUCGGCCAGAGAGAUGGCUCGACAAAAACGGCCAAUUCCAGGAUGAAAGCCCAUUUAAAUUCACAGCCUUCCAGGCUGGUCCAAGAAUUUGUCCAGGACAGGAACAUGCGUAUAUGUAUAUGAAGAUCUUUUCUGCUGUGCUUUUAGGCAGCUAUAUAUUUAAGCUAGCUGAUGAGACGAAAGUGGUCAACUACAAGACGAUGGUCAGCCUCCAAAUUGAUGGGGGACUUUAUUUACAUGCCACCCCAAGAUCAGGGAAUGGAAGACCUUAUAUCCCAUGCUCUAAACAUCUUUCGCGUCUUCACUAUAUAAACUCCCUGGCGUAGUAUUGUUGCAAUGCCUGAUUAGUUAUAAUCUAUAGUGUAUGUUGUUUGAAUUCUCCCUUGUAAUUGAAGUUUCUAAGAAUCAUGUAAGACAUUUGGAACAUGUUUCAAUUGCAGUAAAUCUAUUCUUUG